CUUAUGCGAUCAGCAAACUCUGUCAGCAGCAAGCUUAGCCUCCAUUUUCAAAUUUGGGUUCCCCGAAGCUCCAAUCAUUGAAUAUAUCAUUUUGGAGAGUGUUUGUAUGGUUUCAACUAGUUCUCUUGUGGUGAUUCUUGCUGCUUCGUAGAGGAAUAUGCAGGCUGCCAACUUCUUUGAGCUCUUACUUGUGGCAUUAACUUGUUUCCAGUUUCUGGGAAUUUCUCAUGAGUCAAAGUUACCUCAAGAUGAAGUUCAUGCUCUUCAAGAAAUUACAAGAACAAUGGGAGCAAGCUAUUGGAAGAUUAAUGAUUCCUGCGGAAUCGAUACAGUUGAUGUAACACAGGAACUCUCUCCUGGAUCAGAGAGAAGGCUAGAAUGUGACUGCAAAUUUGAAAACAACACAGUCUGCCAUGUUGUAAAAAUGACUCUCAAGCGCCUUAGCCUCCCCGGCAUGCUUCCAGCUCAACUGGUCAAGCUACCCUAUCUUCAAGAAAUAGAUUUUGCUUACAAUCUCUUUACUGGUACUAUUCCAAAGGAAUGGGCUUCGAUGAAUCUAACUUCAAUCUCUCUUCUUGUGAACCGCUUAUCAGGGGAAAUUCCUAAGCAUCUAGGGAAUAUUACUUCUCUCACAUACCUGAUGCUUGAAGCAAACCAAUUUUCUGGGGUCAUUCCUCCUGAGCUUGGGAGCCUAAUCAAGUUGCAGACGUUGGUACUGUCAUCCAAUCAAUUGACCGGGGACUUACCAGGGACCCUUGCUGGGUUGCAGAAUUUGACUGACUUUAGGAUAAAUAAUAACAACUUCAAUGGAAGCAUACCUAACUUCAUACAAAACUGGAAGCUUCUGCAAAGACUAGAAAUGCAUGCAAGUGGACUAAAGGGACCAAUCCCAUCAAAUGUAUCAUUUUUGGAGAAAUUAAAACAGCUGAGAAUCAGUGACAUAAAUAGUCCUAGUCAAGGUUUUCCUUUGCUGAAAAACAUGCCAUACAUGGAAAUAUUAGUUUUGAGGAACUGUAACCUUACUGGGGAGAUACCUUCGUACAUCUGGAGAAUGAUGAAUUUGAUAACAUUGGAUGUCAGUUUUAAUAAGAUAUUUGGGCACAUUCCACCAGUUAUAUAUACCAGACGUCUGAGAUAUAUGUACCUUACAGGAAAUAUGCUAAGUGGAAAUGUACCAGAAAUCUUGAACGGUGGAAGUAGCAUUGAUCUUUCGUACAACAACUUUACUUGGCAAGGCCCCGAGCAACCUGCUUGUCAGGAUAACAGGAACUUGUAUCUGAAUUUGUUCAGAAGCUUUAAAAAGAAGAACAAGUUAGAAGAAUAUGUCCCUUGCUUAGAGAAUUUCAAUUGUCAACAGUAUUCAACUUGCUUGCACAUAAAUAGUGGUGGGAUGGAUGUAAAGAUAACAGAAAAUAAGGGUGAACACCUUUAUUUAGGGGAUGGAAAUGUUGGCGGCGGUUCAGCAACAUACUACUAUAGCAGCAGUGAUAACUGGGGGUUCAGUAGUACUGGAGACUUCAUGGAUGAUUUUGAAUCCCAGAAUAUAAGAUACACUGUAUCUCUGCCAUCUUCAAAUAUGCCUGAACUAUAUUCGACAGCUCGUAUAUCUCCACUUUCACUUACUUAUUUCCAUAAUUGCAUGGAGAAUGGGAACUACACUGUAAAUCUCCACUUUUCUGAAAUACAGUUCACAAAUGAUAAUACAUAUACAAGUCUGGGGAAGCGCAUAUUUGAUAUCUAUGUUCAGGAACAAUUAAUUCGGAAGGAUUUAAAUAUUGAGAGUGAGACAAAAGUUGCUCAAAAACCACUGAUAUUGCCGAUAUAUAAUGUCAGUGUCACAAAUAAUGUCUUGGAGAUCCGGUUCCAAUGGGCAGGAAAAGGAACAACUAGAAUUCCUGAUAUAGGAGUUUAUGGUCCCAUUGUGUCAGCAUUGUCUUUUUUUUCUGAUUCCAGACCUUGCUCAAAUGGUGGAAAGAAUGGUGUUAAUAAGUUCAUUGCAAUCGGAAGCGCUGCUCUAUGCUUAGUGCUUUUUAUGGCAGGGAUCAUUUGGUGGAAAGGCUGUUUCAAAGGAGAACUCCAAAAGACAGAAGAUAUUCAGUCGGGAACUUUCAGCGUCAAACAGUUGAGAGCGGCCACUAAUGACUUCUCUUAUGAUAAUAAAAUUGGAGAAGGCGGUUUUGGUCCUGUGUACAAGGGUCAGUUACCUGAUGGUACUGUUAUAGCAGUCAAGCAACUAUCAUCAAUGUCACGGCAGGGAAAUCGUGAAUUUCUAAAUGAAAUAGGCCUAAUAUCUUGUUUGCAACAUCCUAACCUUGUGAAACUUUAUGGAUCUUGCAUUGAAGGGGAUCAACUACUGUUGGUAUAUGAGUACAUGGAAAAUAAUAACCUUGCCCGUGCUUUAUUUGGCAAUGAAAACAAUCGGAUUCAACUGGAUUGGCCCACAAGAGUUAGGAUCUGCAUUGGCAUUGCAAAAGGUCUUGCAUUCCUUCACGAAGAGUCAAGGCUCAGGAUUGUGCACAGAGAUAUCAAGGCUACUAAUGUGUUACUCGAUGGCAAUUUAAAUCCUAAAAUAUCGGAUUUUGGUUUGGCAAAGCUUAAUGAAGAAGAGAAGACACAUAUCACGACUCGAGUUGCUGGAACUAUAGGAUAUAUGGCGCCGGAAUAUGCAUUAUGGGGCCAUCUAACAUAUAAGGCAGAUGUUUACAGUUUUGGUGUCCUAGCCUUAGAAAUUGUUACUGGAAAAAGCAAUAACAAUUAUGUGCCAGAUAAUGGAGCUGUUUGUCUUCUAGAGUGGGCGUGCCAGUUGCAACAAAGUGGAAAGUUAAUGGAGUUGGUAGAUGAAAGAAUGGGGUCAAUGGGUGAUGAAAGGGAAGCAGAAAAAGUGCUCAAAGUAGCUCUUCUGUGCACAAAUGCAUCACCAUCACUCAGGCCCGCAAUGUCUGAGGUUAUAAAUAUGCUUGAAGGACGAAUGGAUAUUCCAGAGGCAGUUCCAGAAGCUGGUGCUUACAAUGAAGACUUGAGGUUUAAAGCCUUGAGAGAUCUUGAUCAAUGGUCAAGGCAGAGUUUGAAUGGAAGCCAGACUCAAUCUUCAGUGUCACUCCAUACCUUCAGCUUAGAAUCCGUCAAUACUUUAACGGGUUGUUCUACGGAUCAUCAGUUAGUCCACAAAAGUGAGAUUUCACCUUCAAAGGCUAGUUCAACACUAUGAUGGAUUCUUAACAGAUGGCACAUCGGAUGAUCUGGCUCCACCAUGUCGGGGUUAAAAUUUUGACCCCAAGUCAUUAAAUUUAAUCUACAAUUUUGCAUUAAGUAGAGAGGGAGAGAGAGUGAGGGGUAUAAAAGGUCGUGGCUGUAUAUAAUAUCAAAUUUAACCCUUUUUGAACCCAUUUUCUUUAAUCCUUACUGUAAACA
Molecule: messenger RNA, 3411 nt
Organism: Neltuma alba
Lineage: Eukaryota; Viridiplantae; Streptophyta; Magnoliopsida; Fabales; Fabaceae
Product: probable LRR receptor-like serine/threonine-protein kinase RFK1
Exons: 24
Coding region: 158-3208 (1016 amino acids)
Biological process (GO): protein phosphorylation
Molecular function (GO): ATP binding; protein binding; protein serine/threonine kinase activity
Source: RefSeq, a predicted model, not a curated record